This is a messenger RNA of Copidosoma floridanum, 5120 nucleotides long. RefSeq lists its product as uncharacterized. The record is from RefSeq and is a predicted model, not a curated record. Gene Ontology annotation, molecular function: zinc ion binding; nucleic acid binding. NCBI's taxonomy places the organism in Eukaryota, Metazoa, Arthropoda, Insecta, Hymenoptera, Encyrtidae.
UUUUUUUUUCCUGAGGAAGUGAGGAGGUACCAUGCCGUCAUUACAGUGAUAGGUACCUAUGCGCGGCUGAAAGUGUAGGUGGUGGUGUAGAGAAAAGAGAUUAAUUGUACACCUUUUUGGCACAGCAGACCAGCGUUAGGCGGUAGCUCUUGACCGUGUGUUUUUAGUACGUCUUGUGCGUGUGCGCGGCGUGCGCGUAUAAAAAAGCCUAUUAUAAAGUUCUGGUGUCUCCUAGAGGAGCUUAGCGUUUAGCACCUACGAGGACCAGGUACGUCUUGACGUUCCGUGCUUGCCGGCGUGGACGUACAACACACUACGUAGAUGCUUACGCCGUAUGCAGAUCAAGUAGAAGGUAAAGCUGUCAUUAAACCAUAGAAUCGAGAAGAGGUACCUUAAUAUUUUCAAAGGCUUUAAUUGUUGGGAUCGAGAUAGAUGAUCUACACUGUAGUCUCAACCAUUAUCGGAGCAACAACACACGACGAAGAAAGAGAGAGAGAAAUAGUUGGCAAUUGCCGUCUGCGGCUGUGUGUCUUGUGUACCUACUUGUGAGGUAAAACACACAGAGUCCUGUCCUUUACUAUGCGCAUUGAUUCCACGCCGUGCGUGUGUUGGUAAUAGUGCUGCGCGCUCUUUUCCCUAGCUCGCGCUCCGAGGAGAAGACGUUUCUGCAUCUAGAGUAGCUCAGUUGCGCCACCUCCUUGUUACACACCAUACGUGUACGAACUCUGACGCCAAACCAAAGAGGAAGAGUAGUACAGUAUAAGUAGAGAUCAAGAGUAGCUGGUGGAUCAAGAGUGGCUAGCGGUGGGUGCAUUUGUAGUACUAGAGUACUAUUACAAAAUGAGGAUGAGGAGAUAAGGUGUGCGUCCGCGCGUGCAAAGUUAUAGGUACGCUAGUAGAAGAAAAAAAAAAAAAAAAAACAUAAAACCGACGAGGAGAGAAGGUACCUGUACGAGAGGAUAUAAUAAGUAACAAUAACGACGACGACGUCGAGCAAUAGCAGCAAGACGUUGCUGCUGACACAAGCGAGGAUCGCUUGCCGCUUAACGAUCGGGCGACUCUCUUCCAUCAUAAGUUGUAUCAAUGUUGUCUGGCAAUGGUGUGUAAGGAGAACGUGGUAUCAUGGUUUGGAAAUCUGUCCAGUUAUAAGCGCAUAGAUGUGAUGUGCACGCUGUUAAACAUGUGCCUGCCGUUCGAGGUAAGGUACUUGGGCGCCUGCGUCGAGGACCUCGGUAAGCGGGACUGCAACGUCCUGCGCGACACCGAGCACCGGGCGAACAGUGUCAACGACCUGGCUGAGCUCAAGCACAACCCCAUAACGACAGACAAGCGCACGAGGCGCAAGCUGGCCCUCUACAUGGCCCUCCUGCACUCGUGCAACUACUCUUGUGCUGUUAUUAUCUACGAGAACCUUUCCAGCUUUGACUCCCAGGAGAUGAGUGGCCUAUUGAGCGGUGGUGGCCUCUCGCCCGGCGAGCAGCCGCUCGAGGAGCUCCUUCUGCUCUACACGAUGGCCCUCAAUCAUCCGGCCUUCAACUACGAGCAGAAGAGCACCCUGGCCAAUAUAUUUCUCAAGCUGCAGGAAGAGGAAGCCCGCCUGAGCUCUCCCAAGACCGUCACUUCCGGAUCCAUGCCCUUCAAGUCAGCCACACAGAGCUGUAUACCUUGUGUAAACCAAAACGAUAGGAUAGACUCGGAAAUUUCGACAAAUUGCGUGGUAGCUCCGCCACCGAUGCAAAGCUUUCAAGGGGAAAUGCCAAACAUACGAGGUAACGCCAUGAUCGCUACCGGUAUGCCGCCUACAUUGGGGAUACCACCGUCAGGCCUCUGCAUUCCGAGUCCCGAACAAAUGGCGAUGCACGGCACUGGCCAUCCCCAGUACGUGCACGUCGGUUUUCCCGCGGUCAACCACAUGCCACCCUGGCCAGGUCAGGUUAUGACGAUGGGCCACAAUCAGUUCAUGUACCAUCAGGGUGAUGUCCUACCUUACACCUCGUCUAACUCUCCCUUAGUCAGCCGACAGUCCUCGCCUUCCCCGUCUCAGUCGCACAGUAGGAGUAACUCGCCGACCGCUGGUCUAAUGCAGCGCAAAAACAACAACAACAACAACAACAACAACAAUAGCAACAUUAACAACAACAGCAACAGUGGACCUCAGCAUCAACAGCAGCAGCAGCAGCAGCAGCAGCAACAGUUGCCGCGCACUUCCUGCCAGGUGACGCCGUCGACCUCGAAUACGUUGACAACGUCUACCUUGACAUCGAGCAGUCAGACAAACAUUACGAGCGCCACAGUACUGCCGGGUACCGCAAUGCCUCAGUCUCCACUGCCGCCGCUCAACACAAGUAGGAAUAUUCCAGCACAGACUCAGCCGCCGCAGCAACAACAACAACAACAACAACAACAACAACAACAACAACAGCAACAAUUACCAUCGUUGCGGCCGCUUGCCCCAAUAAGCAAUAUUUAUACGAGGCACAGCAACAACGACGUGUCAACAACGACGACGUCGUCAAAACAGUAUCAACAACAACAGCAGCCGCCACCUCCACGGUUGAAGCCAUCGUUGUCUGGAGAAACUCUGCGUGAAACUGGCAAUAAGGAUAUGCCCAAUUUUAAGGGCAACUUCCAAAAUUAUUCUAACAACGAGAUUAGGAGACUGAGUGAUGAAGACAUAUCAAAAAUCGAUGUGACAUCAAACGUACUGAAUAAUGUGAAGACACAAGCAGCAAACGGCUUAAAUCAAACUCCAGAGAAAAAGAUUGAUAGCCCUAAUAGUAUGCACUUGUCUAAUGAAACCGUUGAAAGCGAUAGCUUAUCAAUGGAAAAUAUUCCAAAUGAAAAUUCCAAGCCCGUGACGAUAGCGGACCAAGGAAUGAUGAAUUAUCACCAUCAGAAUCACAAUGCGAUGACGAACAUAAGACGAUAUCCACCUCCGCUGGAUCAACCCACGCACAUACAAAUGAUUCCCGCGCCGCCCUCCAUGUAUCACGCCCCCAACGCAUGUUACAGCUGCCUUACUACAGUUCCAAUGGCUGGGAUUCAGAAUCGUUUUUCUAGGUGUAACGGUCCACCACUCUACUGCGUGACGCAGCUUCAGUCUCUUAGACUAGAACCAGAAAACAAUAGACACUCGCACAGCAGUAGUUCAGACAGUUCGGGCAGUCGAUCCCCUCCAGAGACACCGCCAGCAGCGCCUUGGCUCGGAAACGAUAACGUGCCUCCAGUAUCGAACGAGCAACUGCAGCAGCAGCAGCAGCAACAACAACAACAGCAGCAACAGCAGCAUAUGGGUGGUGGUCCACCGUCCCUCCAUUCCAUCCCAUCGUCACACUCAGGACCACACCUACAUCAGCAGCAGCAGCAGCAGCAGCAGCAACAACAACAACAACAACAACAAUUAAACCAGCAUCAUGAUAGGCCACGAGCGCGUAAGAAUCACACACACAUGAUGCGGCACAAAAGUGGCGGUCACUCAACGGCUGGCAUGGUGAACGGAGGUGGCCCACCUCCUACUAGUUUGCAGAGUUUGCAGCCGUGCAUGACAUUCCUGGCACCGCCGGGUCACGCGCAAAUGACCGCCUACCUGCCCCAUCACUUCCCAACCCUGCGGCCCACCACCGGUAUUUAUUCAAAUUUCACGCACGCUUACGCCACGGCCAGACCUGCGCCCGGUGGCUAUCCAACUCUAGCCUAUCAACCCAAUGGCGAGAUGAUGUAUCAAUACGCUGGUCACCACCCGCCUCCUCCACUACCAGGGAGCAGUAAUUCUGGCGCCGUAGCCGCCACCGGUACCCCGCCCCCGCCUCCUGCAGUGGUCUCGGUAGUUCAGAACGCGCAAAAUCAGGUCCCGCCCCAGCCACAGCAGCAGAGUUACGUGACAGCUUCGCCAGUGGUAUCGUACGCCCCGGUAAACGCGGUGCAGCCCCCGCCACCUGUGCAUCAGCCACCGCCUCCGGUCAAGGUGUCCUGUUACAACUGCGGCAGUAACAGUCACUUGGCAAUCGACUGCAAGGAACAGACUAUGGAGGAUCUCACGAGGAGAGGCCAGUUCCGGCUUGACUACACGACGGUGAAAAGCUCGGGUGGCGAGCAGAGCCAGAACAUCUCCGACAAGUGAUCCCCUGCUACGUGCCGAUUGGACAAAGUCGCAGCCACCGUAGCAUCAGCACCAAUAUCCGAUGACAGGUGGUCGUCUGUACGAGCUAACACUUGCAGAAAGGGUAUUACUGCUGCAGCCACCGAUGUAGCAGCAGCAGCAGCAGAUGCGCAUCAUCUCAUGUCUAUUCGUAUAGCUGUCAUUAUCAUCAUUAUCAUCAACAUCAUCAUCAUCGUCGUCAUUGUUCGCUUUCUCCGGUAUUUUAAAUGCGAGCAAAGCUCACGUCAAAGUACGCAUAGCCAUUACUACUCGUUGCUUUGUCAUUAUUGUUAUUAUUAUUUUUUUUUUUUCAGGCAAGUAUACCCUCCCUGUAUUACACAGUACACGUGCAUCGCCUUUAACUUUUUUUACCGACGUAAGACUCGAGGAGAGAUAAGAAACCUAAUUUUCCGUUGACUUUCCUUUUUAUUGACUACUUUAUUCUGUGAAUCCCCCCCCUCCCCUCAGUACAAAGUACUCUUUUAUGAAUGUAUAAUUUUUACAAGUUCUUAUUCAUAAUUAUCAUCAUUGCCAUUGUUAAUUCAAUGUUAUUGCUUUUGACACGCGUGACAAGCGUUUGACACGCCCGUAAAGAAAAGGAAAAAAAAAAACAUUAAGUUUCUGGCUUUUUCCUUCCAACACCAAACAUCCUUACUUUCAUAGUUUGGUGAUAUAAUUUUACUGAUGAAAUUUUUUUUGGAAAGUAGGAGUUGAAAAUUAUAGAAAAGCAGAUACCGUACGUUCAUGUACGAUAGGUGCAAGCAAAUUUUGCAUUUUAAAAAAAAAAAAGACGUGUCUCAAAUUUCGGUUGUGUGUGCGUGACUGAUGCAUACGUACAUUAUAUUUAAUGUUGUUGUUGAACGUGUGGUUGACUUUAGAUAUUUUUUUAUUACUAUUAUUGCUUUUCAACCGAAUUAUUAUUUAGUUUAAUAAAGUAUGCGCGUAUUAUUUGUGUAUAGAUGAAAUUUUUUAAAGCUUUGAG